AUGUCCCAAUUAACCUCAUUACCAACCGAACUCCUGCUCUCAAUCGCCGAAUCCCUCUCCAGCCAAAAGGACCUGAGCGCCCUCGUCCAAACAACAAAACGCACACACACAGCCCUCCAACUCUACCUAUACAAAACCAACAUCCAAAACCACAACCAAAGCGCCCUCCUCUGGGCCGCCAAACACGGCCACACAGCCCUAACCCAAAAAAUGCUGAACGCAGGCGCCAGAAUAAGCACCCUCAACUCAAGCCACAACCCCACCAACCCGAUAGAGGGGAAUGCCAUCGCGCUCGCAACCAGCGGCCCACACGUAGAAACCCUCGCCUGUCUACUAUCCGAGAAAAGACCGGGCCAAGCAUGCGAUCCGACCCAGCUACGCGAUGCACUCCGCGAAGGCGCGAUCCCGGCGCAUAGUCUCGAGGCAGCAAAAUUGCUCCUUCAGUAUAAGGCUCCGCUAGAACCCGCAAAUACCCUUCAGUCCUACCUUUCCGCUCUUGGAGCAGCUGUUGCUGCAAGCUGGGCUGAUAUCAUACCUUUUUUAUUAGAGGCUGGUGCUUGUCCCGGAAUGUACGAGAUACCAACACCGCUAGAGUGCGCGAUUCGGACGAACCAGCCGGAGGUUGUGGAGAUGUUACUUGGGGCUGGGAUGCGGCUUACAGAUGAUGCGGCGUUGUGUGUUAUUGCGGAGCAGAAUAAUCAGAGGUUAUUGAGGGUGUUUGUUGAGGCGGGAUUGGAGGUUGGGAUGUGUUGGCAGGGGGCGUUAUUUGCGGCUGUUAUGAAAGGACAGACUGAGAUGGUGGCUUUGUUAAUUGAGAUGGGGGCGAACCCGCAUUUAACACAUGAUGUGGUUCUGUUGACUUUUCAGACUCCGCGAUAUAGUACUAUUGGGUUUGCGGUGAGGUUUGGACAUUUGGGUGUUUUGAAGCUGUUGCUUGAAACGGGGGUUCGUGCUGAACAGAGUGAUCUUGAUUUGGCGCGGGAACAGAUCUUUGAAGAGGCGGUAGCUCUUUUGGAGGGAUGUGAUUUUGAGGACCUGCCGAAGAAGGAGAAUGUGCGUGAAUUUGUUGAAAGGAAGGUUCGAAAGAGACGGGUUACGGAGCCUAGGUAUGAGGAUCUUACGAUGCAAGGUACGCUUUGUCCUGAUAUGGGGCUACGGCUAUGGAUGGAGGAUAGUGUGCGACGUAGUCGUACUCGUAAUUUGCGGGUGAAUGAUGGGGUUAUCUCAAGUAUUCCUUAA
Molecule: messenger RNA, 1239 nt
Organism: Penicillium expansum
Lineage: Eukaryota; Fungi; Ascomycota; Eurotiomycetes; Eurotiales; Aspergillaceae
Product: ankyrin repeat domain-containing protein
Exons: 1
Coding region: 1-1239 (412 amino acids)
Molecular function (GO): protein binding
Source: RefSeq, a predicted model, not a curated record